Beta vulgaris subsp. vulgaris (sugar beet) is the source of this 663-nucleotide messenger RNA. RefSeq lists its product as uncharacterized. Lineage: Eukaryota; Viridiplantae; Streptophyta; Magnoliopsida; Caryophyllales; Amaranthaceae. Bases 1 to 663 code for a protein of 220 amino acids. The record is from RefSeq and is a predicted model, not a curated record. The transcript is spliced from 4 exons.
AUGGCAAAAAUCCAGAAGCGCGAAGCAUUGUUGGAUGAUAUGGCUGCCAUACUUGAUAUGACUGGAGUAUAUCUCGUGGAGCCCCUAAAAAGGGAGGUUUUGGCAGCUAAGGUUGACCAAUUGAGUAGCAGAUCAAUAGCACCUGUUUGUGAGAUUUGUGAAGUGCAAGGUCACUCAUUUAAUGAGUGUCAAUACAAUACCAUGGGAGCGAGCAGGAGGGUAACUGAGCAAAAGAACACUGCAAAAGAGGUUAUAGAGUUGAGUGAGGAAGUUCAAGGGAAGACGGGUUUGGAAGAGGAAGCUAAGGAGACUGAGAAAAAGGAACCUAUUGUCACACCUAUUGCACCAUACAAGCCACCUGUUCCAUUCCCUCAAAGAUUGGCACAAGCAAAGCUAGAGAAGAAGUAUGGGAAGUUCCUUGAUAUUUUGAAGAAGUUGCACAUUAACAUCCCUUUCUUGGAUGCUAUCUCAGAGAUGCCUUCUUAUAACAAGCUUCCAAAGAAGCUAGGAGAUCCAGGCAGUUAUUCUAUUCCUGUUAAGCUUGGUGAUAUUGAGAUCAAGAAUGCCUUAUGUGAUCUUGGGGCAAGUGUCAGUCUCAUGCCCUUGUCAAUCUGCAAGAAGCUCAAUAUGGGUGGAAACCCACACGCAUCUCCUUACAACUAG